AUGGCCGUGCUGGGAAGAAGACGACGACGGGGCAGGCCGAUAGGGGAGCGAAACGCGGGAUUCCAUGACGAAUCAGUUCCAGAUCUUCAGGAAGCUGUCCCAUGA
Haemonchus placei is the source of this 105-nucleotide messenger RNA. Lineage: Eukaryota; Metazoa; Nematoda; Chromadorea; Rhabditida; Trichostrongylidae. The record is from the annotation of a GenBank genome assembly.